AAUAACUCUCAUUCAUAACGUUUCUUUCUAGUUUCAUAUAACUAGCAUUAGUUUCUUCAGAGAGAGAAAUUCUCUUUUAUUUUUUUCUGUAGGUACUGUUAAGGAGAAAAACUCUGUUCCUUUCUUCUUCGGGAGCUUCACUUUGCUGAAAGCGCGCGUACAAUUUAGGCAAGUUUUUGAAGCGAGAGUGUAAAAGAUUACUUACCAGUUGCGAAUGGAGGUAUAUGGAAAAUCUGCGGUUGCAGGUCAUGCGAAUGUUAUUUAUCUGUCGAGUAUUUUGGGCCGGGAUAGUCCAUUUCCCGGCCACAAAUGCGACUGGAAAUGCAAAAACGAACAUGUUUGCGGAAACAUGUAUCGCUGCAAUCUAACAGGGCUGACUCAUAUCUGUGAUAAAAACUGUAACCAGAGAAUUCUGUAUGAUAAUCACAGCUCCCGUUGCCGAGCUAGUGGACAGAUUUUCCCGCUUACGCCAACGGAGGAACAAGCGGUGCGAGGUGUUCGAAGGAAGCUUGAUGGAGAGACUACGCCUACGCCAAGUGAUGGAUGUAGUUUUAAGCGGAGACGGGAUGUGCAGUUUAAUUCUCCUUUUGAGAAGUCUUUUUCGGCUGUUAGUCCUAUCUGCGGCCAAAUUGGAGAUGGCAUGGAUAUGAGCUAGAUAUAUAUUUCAUCUAACUGAAAGACUUUUCCUUUUCUCUUGUCUUGUCGUUUUUCCUUUUUUCGAUCCGAUGAGUAUGAAUAACAGAACUUACUGGGGGACACUAUGUAUGUUCAUCUUUCUAUUGUUGGAACUCCUUAUUUCUAAUAUGAAUGUAAUGCGGUGGUUAAUGUA
Molecule: messenger RNA, 829 nt
Organism: Vicia villosa (hairy vetch)
Lineage: Eukaryota; Viridiplantae; Streptophyta; Magnoliopsida; Fabales; Fabaceae
Exons: 2
Coding region: 215-655 (146 amino acids)
Source: RefSeq, a predicted model, not a curated record